AUGAUACGAUCACUGUGUCGCGCAGGCGGGGUUCUUCUUCAGCAAAGUCGCCGAACAGUGCCGAGGUUGUGGGUGUCCCCGGUUCAGCAGCGAUGGGCGUCCAGUCUGCCCAUGAACACGGUUGUCCUGUUUGUGCCUCAGCAAGAAGCGUGGGUGGUGGAGAGAAUGGGUCGCUUCAAUCGCAUCCUAGAACCGGGAUUAAAUUUCCUCAUACCUGUACUUGACCGAAUCCGGUAUGUGCAAAGCCUCAAAGAAAUUGUCAUUGAUGUCCCAGAGCAGUCUGCAGUAUCCUUAGAUAAUGUUACUCUUCAGAUUGACGGAGUUCUGUAUUUAAGAAUACUGGACCCUUUCAAAGCUAGUUAUGGUGUUGAGGAUCCUGAAUAUGCCGUCACGCAGCUGGCACAGACCACUAUGCGUUCAGAACUGGGAAAACUCACAUUGGACAAAGUCUUCAGGGAAAGAGAAUCCCUUAAUGCCAAUAUUGUGCACUCCAUCAAUCAAGCUUCAGAUGAUUGGGGAAUCCGUUGCUUGCGGUAUGAAAUUAAAGAUAUUCACGUUCCACCUCGUGUGAAGGAGUCCAUGCAAAUGCAGGUAGAGGCUGAACGUAGAAAAAGAGCUACAGUGCUAGAGUCCGAAGGGACAAGGGAAUCGGCCAUUAACGUCGCAGAGGGACGUAAACAAGCUCAGAUUCUUGCUUCAGAGGGUGAAAAGGCAGAGCAGAUCAACAAAGCGGCAGGUGAAGCCCAAGCAGUCUUAGCGAAAGCUGAAGCCAAAGCCAAGGCCAUCCGUUUGUUAUCUGUUGCCCUCACUGAGCAGAAUGGGAAUGCAGCAGCCUCACUAAGUGUAGCUGAGCAGUACGUGUCUGCAUUUUCCAACCUUGCCAAAGAGUCCAACACUGUCCUUCUCCCAUCAAAUACUGGAGACAUAAGCAGCAUGGUUACACAGGCCAUGAGCAUUUACAGUACAUUAGCAAAGACAAGUUCGAAGAUUCCACCAGAAGAAGCGGAGAACAGUGAAGAUGUUUUGGAUGCACCAGAAACUAAAUAA
Nerophis lumbriciformis (worm pipefish) is the source of this 1047-nucleotide messenger RNA. The record is from RefSeq and is a predicted model, not a curated record. NCBI's taxonomy places the organism in Eukaryota, Metazoa, Chordata, Actinopteri, Syngnathiformes, Syngnathidae.